Molecule: messenger RNA, 802 nt
Organism: Phragmites australis (common reed)
Lineage: Eukaryota; Viridiplantae; Streptophyta; Magnoliopsida; Poales; Poaceae
Product: germin-like protein 8-14
Exons: 1
Coding region: 55-705 (216 amino acids)
Cellular component (GO): cell wall
Molecular function (GO): manganese ion binding
Source: RefSeq, a predicted model, not a curated record
GCUCUAGCUAGCCAACAAUUAACCUUCACCGACGUAGUAAGCUCGCCCGGUAACAUGGCCAAGGCCGUGUUCCUGAUCCUAGUCGUCGUGCCCUUCCUCUCCCUGCUGCCCUUCUCCUCCCUCGCCCUGACCCAGGACUUCUGUGUUGCCGACUUGAACAUGAGCGACACGCCGGCCGGCUACCCGUGCAAGCCCCAGACCGCCGUAAUCGCCGAUGACUUCUACUACGGCGGCCUGGCCAGGCCCGGCCCGAACAUCAGUCCCUUCAUGGUUCGCUUGGUCUCCGCCUCCGUUAAUGAGUACCCCGCCGUGAACGGGCUUGGCAUAUCCGCCUCGCGUUUCGACGUCGCCCCGGGCGGCGUCGUGCCGCUGCUCACCCACCCGGAAGCCUCCGAGCUCCUCUUCGUCGUCGAGGGAACCAUGGUCGCGGGCUUCAUCAGCGCCGCGACAAACACCGUCUACAUCAGGACGUUGAACAAGGGCGACACCUUCGUUUUCCCACAGGGCCUGCUGCACUUCCAGUAUAACAACGGCACGACGACGGCGGUGGGGCUCUCUGCGUACAGCAGCUCCAACCCCGGUCUGCAGGUCGUCGAUUGGGCGCUCUUCAAAAACAACCUGCCGUCGGCCGUCGUGGAAAAGGUCACAUUCCUGGACCUCUUCGAGAUCGAGAAGCUUAAGCGGCUGUUCGGUGGGAGCGGCUAGGUCACUCAUUCUCCAUCGGCCGGCAGGGUUAAGUUGCUCCUAGUUGUGGUGUGACAAUAAUUUGCGCGCGUGCGUUCAUGCAGUACCUGUCAUUUGA